Molecule: messenger RNA, 1513 nt
Organism: Owenia fusiformis
Lineage: Eukaryota; Metazoa; Annelida; Polychaeta; Sabellida; Oweniidae
Source: the annotation of a GenBank genome assembly
UGUUAAAUGAUCGAAGAUAAUCAAUUGACAUCUGACUUAUUUCAUUGGCCAGAGUGUUAAAUUAGGGAGAUAAUCUGUUUCAUACAUUUUAUUUGACAGUCAUAAAACAAUAGUAACUAUAUAAAAUUUCAAAGAAAAUCUGUAUUUGCAAGAAAACAUUUUAGUAUAGAAAAUGAAUAAUUCUACAGGCAAUUUCCAAUCAUUUAUCAAAUCAGAUUACGUCUCACUUGUAUUUAGUUUAGUUUCAAUUGUAAUCGUCACUAGUGGCAACGGAUUGCUAGUUGUAGCCAUAGUUAAGAAAAAACUUCUGCACACUCCCACGCAUAUCUUGAUUGUAAUUGUAGCAGCGAGUGACUUUUUCACAGGAAGUGUUGGAAUACCCGUGCAUAUUGUUGGACAGUAUUUCAACAAGAAAUAUUGUACAAUUUCAUUUUGUGCAACGUAUUUGUCAACUUAUAUAUCUAACAUUAUUGUUUUGAUGAUAGCAGUUGAAAGAUACGUUUCAAUUUUGCAUCCAUUUUCUUAUGAGAGAUUUGUCAGUGUGAAAAAAGCAGCAUAUGUGGCUUUAGGUGCGUGCCUCAUACCAGUAUUUCAUUUGAUCUAUAUUCCAAUAUUUUAUACUUCAUUAUCUGGUAUUGCAAUUUGGGAAAAUACGGAUGGCAUGCAGUGUCUUGUGACGGAGGUAUGUCCAAAAAUAUUUUGCCGCAUAUUCUUCAUUGAAACAAUUCUGAUUGGUACAUUCAUAAUCGUGAUUUAUAUGAAGAUAUUAGUGGUUGUACGGAGACAGCUUAAAGCUAUAGCCACAUUGGAAAUAUCUUGUGCUGAAACUGGAACCCAAGUUACCCAAGAACAGAAAGCUAAUAAAAAAGCAUUACAGAAGACACUGUUCUUGGGAUUCUUGGCAUUUUUCCUUAUUUUAUCCUGGCUGCCGUACACAAUAGUAGCUAUAUUGGAUUAUGAAAAGGUUACAAUUCCAGGCACUGUAUGGUACAUUGUUUUGUUGAUAGCUUUCUCCAAUCCAGUUGUCAACCCUAUCUUAUAUGGCAUACAUCAACGGGUGUACUUGGACGCAGUAAAAGGGUUGUGUAGGAGGAAUAGUCCUGAGAACCAAGAUAUAGGCCUAUCAUAAUGUACAUACUAGAGAAAAUCUAAUCUGAUUAACGCUAAUCGAGAUGAGAUUUAACUGUAGGAUUCAUAAUGAUGAAAUAAGUUGUGUUUUAGACAUUUAAUGACUCAUUAUCCCAAACGAAUGUUAAUCGUUAGGGACCCUGCGCUCAGAGUCUAAAAUUGUAUAUGCCUAAGAGACAUAUGGAUCUGCCAAGAGUGAGUUUUCAAGGUAAUUGCUGAAUUCAAUAUGAACGUCUCAUUUCGUUAAAGUAUAGCUUGAUAACUCAAAUACCAAUUGUCAGAUCGAUUUGGUUCAGAAGUUAUGUGCCUUUGCCUCAUAGAUGACAAGCAAUUUGAUAAAUAUGUUUUGUUUUGCUGAAUUAGCGUUUUGAUGCUACUCUUGGGA